Molecule: messenger RNA, 1437 nt
Organism: Drosophila nasuta
Lineage: Eukaryota; Metazoa; Arthropoda; Insecta; Diptera; Drosophilidae
Product: putative serine hydrolase
Exons: 4
Coding region: 429-1352 (307 amino acids)
Cellular component (GO): membrane
Source: RefSeq, a predicted model, not a curated record
GAAUGCCAAUCAUUGAGUUCAGUUCGUUUGAAAUUUAUAUUUGUUAUUUUUUUAUGUUUUAAUUUAUUAUCAAUAAUUUGCUUUACAAGAAAAUUAAUAAUAUAUUGCGUGAAUUUGUUAAGCUCGAAGUUCUAAAUAAAGUUAAGCAAUAAGCCUAACUAACUAAAUUUAUUAAUUAAUAAACAAAUAAGAAAACUACAGUUAAGUUGUGACUAUAAUACACCAAUCAUUUUUGGUCUGGAAAAUAUCGAGAUCCAAUCUACUUCUAAAAUUUAAAUUAAUAUGUUGGAAAAUACAGACGAAACUUAUUGCUAUUAUAGAAUUGAAGGGCAAAAUAAAAAUUCUAUAAUCAAUUCGUGGUCUAAGAACACUAUCAAAAACUGCUCAGAUUAAACUUUGAGCUAAUCGAGAGCUCGUGCGUCUUCAAUAUGGAGUUUGAAGACAUUGAGAUAGCUGUGCCUUGGGGUCAACUAUCUUGCCGUUGGUAUGGCAAUCGUCAAGUUCGGCCCCUGCUUACCGUUCACGGCCUUCUGGAUAACCUGGGCACCUUUGCCCGCCUCCUGCCUCUGUUGCCCCAGCACUUAGGCGUGCUUUGCAUUGAGCAGCCCGGUCAUGGACGUUCCUCACCUUAUCCGGACGGCAUGCAGUAUUCUCUUGAGGAUUGGGUCAGCGUCAUACGUCGUGUAGUGUUGCAUUUUAAAUGGAAGCGUGUUUCGCUAAUGGGUCACUCAUUAGGCAGCGUCGUCUGUAAUUUAUAUGUUGCCUUACAUCCAGGAGAUCAUGUGGAUAUGCUGAUUGCUAUUGAUAUGCUAAACAUACGCUUGAAGUCAAAUGAGUAUUAUAUCAAAGUAUUGGUCAAGUCGGUGGAGAGCAUGUUAAGGCCACCGCGAGCUGUCCAAUUGCUUACGGCAGAGCAACUGCAAAAAAUGCGCUGGCCAACAGCUCCUUUGGUCAGUGAGGCGGAUGCCCAAGAUCUACUUGAUCGAUGCCUGGUGCCUGCUGCACAAGAAUCCAACAAGUUUUACUUAUCGAGAGAUCUUCGACCUUCACACAUAACUACUUAUACAAUUGAGUAUAAUAUAACUUUAGAGCUGUACAAACGCAUUAAGAAUGUUCCUUACCUGGUGAUCAAGGCGGAUGGCUCGAAUUUGCUGAAUGACGAGAACAUUCCAGUUCUUGACAUCUUGCGCGCUAAUAAUCCCAACUUUGAAUACCAUUUGGCCAAGGGAUCACAUCAUGCACAUAUCGAGAAUCCAGAGCAGUUGGCUGCUUGGAUAGUACCAUUUAUAAACAAGUAUAGACCACCCAGUAGAUGGGAAGAUCCUGGUCAUACAACUAAUAGUAAGCUCUAAAAAUAUCUCGUAAAACUUAAUUCAAAUGUGUGAUUUCCAUUGUAAAUACAAUUUUAACUAAAUAAAUCAAUCAUAUAUUAAUUGC